Messenger RNA from Neospora caninum, 13668 nucleotides. RefSeq lists its product as hypothetical. Lineage: Eukaryota; Apicomplexa; Conoidasida; Eucoccidiorida; Sarcocystidae. The transcript is spliced from 11 exons. The record is from RefSeq and is a predicted model, not a curated record. Bases 1 to 13668 code for a protein of 4555 amino acids.
AUGGACCUCUUUCCGCAGGAUGUCCUGUUAAAAACCAAAGAGACGAGCAAUAGCAGUCAAGAGAACCGUGAUCUUCUUUCUCUCGCUUCGCCACCUUCUUCCUACCACACAUCUUCUGAUGCCUCGGAUGCGGAAGGCAGCCAAGGCGAACUUCCCUUCAUCAGCCCGUGUCUCCACUCUGAGGCCUCUGGCGUCCAAAAGGCUACACCUGGGACAUCGCCGGGAUAUCGCGCGACUGCUCCACCCUCGCCGUGUCUGAGACGGUCGCUUUCAAGAGCGUCGCUACCCUCGCUUGAUCUCGGUCCGCGCUCGACUGAUCCGCCAGCGGCCGCUUCGUUGCGCACUGCCUCUGGCGAAGCGACACUCGCCGACAAGCUAUGCUCAGGGACUAGAGAUCUCCUCUCCGGAGUUGCUCGUGACGGGCCAGCGACAGAAUCCUUUUUGACUCGUGCUCAUGAGCGGUCAGCCUCUUCCCUGGUCUCCGAUCUGCGCGCUUCAUGCGCUCCUGCCUGUCUCCCUGCGGUGGACGACGCCGACAACACCAGGCCGUGCCAGACUCUCGCCCUCGUCUCCACUUUAGAUCCCGCGCCGUCCGCGACUGAACUUUCGAGCUUCAGCUGGCCGCCUUCCCCAAGCGGUGACUGCGCAGGUGGUGGCGGUUCGCCUUCGUCGACCGCUGCUGACUGUGAACGUACCGCAGCCGGUGACCCCGGAGAAGAGGAAGCCCGCGAGUCGGUGCUUCAGCGUGCUCCUUCUCUCCCUGCUCUUUUCUUCUCGCCGGAGACUCCGGCAGAACGCCUCUCUCCGCUCUCAGACGCGUCGGCGUCGAUAUCAGCCGCUUCAUCCGGCUCCAAGUGUCUCGCUUCUUCUGAACUUGCGUCCUCAGACCCGUUUUCUCUCGUCCCGUGUCUUGCCUCUGACCCUCGCGAAGCUACGCACUCCACCGUUCCCUCUCCUUCCGCUGCGGCUUCGGCUUUCCCAGUCUUCCAUCCCCCAGUCGGCGCCGGCGACAGGGUACCCUCGGCCCCUUCGCUUGCCUCUUCAGAGGGCCCCGGCGAGCAAGCUUGCCUGGCGGAGGCGUCCUUCCCAGCUGAGACCGUCGAGAGCCCUGCGGUGAACGGAGACAACUCUGUCCUCUCCGCUCCUGGCAACGCCCGCCAGCGAGACGACACAGCUCCUCGGUUGGCACCCGUACGCUGCGGCUCGUCUUCGGCGCACUGGCCGUUUCAAGGAGGAUCUGAGAAAGAGACAGCAGAGAAGCGAGGCGUGUCGAGCACGGCCGACGUUUCCGCUCAAGUGUCAGGCUCGGAGUCCGACGCUUCCGGAGCCGCUGAAUCUCGCCUCGCAGAUCCAUCUCUCCAGCUCCAGUCUCGCGACCAGGCUCCUGGUGAAGAGAGACCUAGCGACGUCCGUGAAAAAGAGAACGCAGAGCUUGCUUCCGCAGUUCUCUCCGCUCCGGACUGUGCCACGGAAAGAAGCGACAGGGGUACCAGCGAAAGCGUCCCGACACAAAUUUCCCUGUUCUUCCAGAGCCUGCCAGGCGAGACCGCAGUCGUGCCAAGCGAUUCCCCAACCGGUUGUUCUGCGAUUUCGGCCGACAGCGGGGGCGAGACGCAGGCGUCCUUCUAUCCACAGACGCGCGGCGCAAUUGAAGCCGCGGACGCCCAAUUCAAGUUAGAGAGGGAGGCCGAGAGCCGAGAGAGAGAGGGCCCGGAUCACGCUCGCGACGGUUGCAAACAGGCCGAAGCGGAAGCGGGGGCGUGUGGUGCCGUUCUGCCGGUCUUCCACACGGAUGUAGAGCACGUGGGAGCAUCCGAGGGCGACGGCGAAGAACCAGGGGAAGAUUCUAGGCUGUGCUGUCAAGAGAGUGGCAUUUUGGAGGAAGCCGAGGACGCGGAAGUUCAGCAAGGGCUGGAAAGGCGGAUUUGUGGCGAAGUCCGUUCAGGGAGUCGCUCGGUGUCUCAGGGUGAACUCGAGGACGAGACGGAAACAGAGGAAGAAGGACCCGACGGCGAGAGUGAGUCAAAAGCUUUCCUCUCGUCCCUUUUCGAGUUCCCAGAAGCAACGGAGUGUCCCAACCUCGAUCAGAGGGACAGUGAGGUCGCCGGCGAGGACGGGUUUGAAGGAGAGCAAGUAGAGGUUGAGACGUGCAGCCGCAUUCGGCCGUCUGAGGAGGCAUUCGCGCUCGACGAGCGAGGGGGAGAAAAGGAAACUGAGGACCGGAGCGGCAACUUUGAAGCGGACGGAGGAGGUUCUGGCGACGGGUGGCUGGGAGCUGCGGGAAAGGAAGAGACUCAGGAAGGACAAGGCCAUUCGGAAGAACAGGUCGGCGUCGUUUCGACUCCACGAGGAGACAGGAGAAGCCUCCAGGAGCGGGACACAGGCAGGGGUCGAGAGAAAGAAGAAGGAGAAGACGGGCUGGCCGCAGCGGGUCAGGGUGCUGUCGUCGAUGAGCCAGGGGGAUCCCCAAGUGCCGAAGAGGAAGAAGGUUCGGGUGCCGAGGGUCAGGGCGGCGCUCGCGAGCAGGAGGCAGAAGAACGAAAGGAAGAUAUACACGAAGAGGACGAAACAGUAGGUGAGAGAGGCAACGGAGAGCCGAGGGACGCUUCCGACGCGCGCUCAGACGAGGUUGAGGGAGACGAGGAAGUUGAAGUCGCGAGACGUGCACUGGGAGAGCUAGCGACUCUAGACGAGAACGAGGAGAACGAAGAGAGAGGGGAAACGGAGCCAGGCGAGCAGUGCGAAGCGCACCGUCCCGUGGAAGGGGGUGAAUCGUCAGGGGACUCAUCAGGUGAACCGUCAGGUGAAUCGUCAGGCGAGUCGUUAGAAAGAGAAGACGGGGAGCACGAGUGCGCGACCUUUUUUCUCGUUGGCAGCCUCUUGGAGAAGGACGUGCAGGAUCUAGCUGAGGUCGAAGAAAGCCCAGCAGAAGAGAGAGAUACACACCAGCGAUCGUCGUUUGGAGAAGACAGGGAGGCGAAGCUUGCAGACGGCGCUGUUCAGGCAGAAGGCACGACUGAAGCAGGGAAAGCGUUUGGACAGCUCGAGGCGGAGGCGACUGCAUUGCGCUCACCACGUGACGACGAAAGCGAGUGUGUUCCUCAGGAAUCUCAGUGGCUGUCGAUCCGAAGGUCUUCGCGCAUUUUCUCCGAACCGAUUCUGUUCUCUAGCCUUUUGUCUGGGGCGGCGUCCGUCGUCGAAGACUCGAGUUUCCCGGACAUCGCGCCUGGGACACAAGACAGCCAAGCGAAAGGAGAAGAGGAGUUGCAGAAACUCGAGAGGGAAAGGCAGAAUCCCGAGGAAGAACGUCUCCCCGUGUGUGCUCCGUGGGAAGGGAAAAACGCAGCACAGUCCGCCGGCGAGCUGGGCGAACCUGACGCCUCCUGCGCGUUGUCUGAAACUCUGAACAAGCAAGGAGAGAACGGGAGACUCUGCGCGCCUGCCUUCCGCUCGGAGAGCAGAGAGGGAGUUGAGGAGACGCAGGACAGCGGAGAAGAGGAGCCUGUCGGCCCACGAGAGACUCCGCCGAGUCCUUCGCUGUCCCUCCUGGGUUUUGUCUCCGCUGUCGGGGCGUGCGAUUUGAGCGGCCUAGACGGUCCUGCGGCUGCAUCUCUGCAUCCAGAGUCUGUCACCGAGGGCGAUUCGUCAUGUGAAGCGACCGCCCAGAACAUCCACGCUUUGUCUGUUUUGUCAGAGGAACCUUCAAGUCUCGCACCGAUCUCGGCGCCUUCCGGCGACAUUCUGCUCCCGCCCGGGCCCUCGCGGCUGCCUUCCGUUUCCGGUUCCUCCUCGUCUCCUGCCUGUGCUUUCCUCGCUCCAGCGGGCGCAGUGACUAGCGGUCCUGAGGCGGGCGGCGAAGACACGCGAGAAGAAAGGACUCCGUGCGAGGAAGGCGACGCCGCGACAGCAGAAACCUCAGGGAGCAGAUCAGAGGCGGGACGAGAACAGGAGGCUCACCGGCAAGAAGACGACCGGGGAGAAGGACGUGUUUCAGGAGAGCCGCAAGAGACGUUAGACAGCCGAGAGGCCGGACAGCCGUCCACGUCACAAACAGCCGACGCUCCGGAGGACACCAGAGCCUCUGAGACUCCAGAAGCUCCAGACUGCCUCUCCGAAGGGACUCAAGAGGCCGCCGGGGCUAGCGGCAACGAAGAAGGUGAACUGGGGACACUGCAGACAGGAGAGGAAAAGAGAGUUGAGGAAGAAGAAGAGGGAGUUCAAGAGGGAGAACAAGCGACAAGUCAAGAGCAAGAAGAAGAGAGAGGCCAGGAGGGGGAACAGGAGACAGAUCCGGACGACGCACAGGGGAUACGUCAGGAGGGGGGACAGGAGACAAGUCUGGAGGAAGCACAGGGGAUACGUGAGGAGGGAGGACAAGAGACAGGUCAGGAGGGGAAACCAGAGAAACUUCCAAAGAGGGAACACGAGAUAAAUCAAGAGGAAGAACAAGCGAGCCUGCAGGAGAACGAAGAGGAGAGAGAGCGCGAAGACGGAGAACAAGAACAGGAGCGCGGGCAGGAGGAAGACCGCGGAACCGUCGACGAAGAAGAGAGUGUGCGAGAAGGUUCUCUCGGAGACUUUGAGGGUGCCAAGGAGCUCGGAGAUCAGGGACGCGUGUCGGACUCCGGUGCGGAGAUUCGUGCUUGCAUAUCGGACGCGCUUGAGUCUCUUCCUUCUGUCUACGCGUUCGUCCAGACGACCGUCGCGGAUUUGGCCCAUAGCCAGGUGGACGGGAAGGUGGCUUGUGAGGCACAGGACGCCGGUGAAGAGAAAGACAAGAAGGAAGUCGCGGGAGAAAGAGAGGUGACAAGUGAAGAAAGCGAGCGAGGAAGAGCGGGGGAAAUCGAAGCACACAGUGAGGGAGAAACUGACGAACAAGGAGAGGAACACAUUGACGAACAAAGUGAGGAAGAACGUGAAGGACAAGGAGAGGAAGACAUUGACGAACAAAGUGACGAAGGCAUUGACGAACAAAGUGAACAAGACAUUGACGAACAAAGUGAGGAUGACAUUGACGAACAAAGUGAGGAAGACUGUCAAGAACCAAGUGAGGAAGAACGUGCAGAACGCAGUGAGGGAGAAACUGACGAACAAAGUGAGGAAGAACGUGAAGGACAAGGAGAGGAAGACACUGACGAACAAGGAGAGGAAGACACUGACGAACAAGGAGAGGAAGACAUUGACGAACAAGGAGAGGAAGACACUGACGAACAAGGAGAGGAAAACAUUGACGAACAAGGAGAGGAAGACAUUGACGAACAAGGAGAGGAAGAACGUGACGGCGAAGGAGAGGAAGACAUUGGAGAACAAAGUGACGAAGAACGUGGAGAACAGGUGGGAGAAAGCGAAGGAGGAAGCGACGGAAGCCGAGCGUCUUCUGUUUUCCGGUUUCCAGUACCGGACGAGACACGACCGUCGGAGAGUCGGAGUUUCGCAGAGCACUUCUUGAUCUGCACGAGAUCGCCCUCUGAACUUUCGCGUCAGUCAUCCGGUAGCACGUUACGAAGCGCAGCUGUCCUGUUUUCGCAGACACCUGCCUUCGCGACCAGUCAAGAGCCUUCGUCUGGCUACCCGCCUUCGGUCGCCACCAGCUUUGCAAGACUCCAGUUCAGUGCGCGUUUCGCAGACUCUCCGCCGAGCCUUCCUCGAGCGUUGCCUGAACCGGCCGCAGCAAACUCUCCAGAGAGAGAAGAGACAGGAGAGACGAAACACGGCGAGGAAAACGAGGAGAGCCGGUCACCGGCGGAGCAAGGGCUGUGUCCUGGAGUCGAGUCCCCUCUUGGCUCUGAACCAAAGUUAGGUCGGGAAGAUCUUCCGGCUGUGUCCACUUGGCCCCUGGUGCAUCUGGUGCCCGACGCGUUUCCCGCAGCCUCGGAAGAACCGCACGGAGAAUCCGAGGGGCAGACGCCAGUUGCGUGCGCGGAAGUGGAGGGCGAACCGCACCGCGGCGAAGGCCCCACGUCGCGAUUCGGUUCUCCCGUUUUCGGAACCGUUCUCGCUUCUUCCUCAGUCUCCGUUUCGUCUGUGGAACUCCCGCUGGGCUCCGAGGCAGGCCCUGAGACCACACCAGCGCCAUCUUGUCUUCAUUCACCAGGUUGGUCCGCGUCCGUGGACGAUUCCCUAGUUCCCCUCGCCAGCGCUCUGUCGCCUGUGUGGGGGUGUCCGUCGAAAACCGACUCUCCGGUGUCGUGUUUCUCCUUCUCGGCAAAGCGCACGGCAGGCGACGGCCAGGACGAGACAGCCGCCGAGCAGGAAGCGGAAGGACUCGACCGUGCUACGCCCGCAGGCGGCUCGGCUCCGUCGCGAGUUCCUCAAGCUGUAGAACCGACUCCCUGUUCACUCUCUGCUUCGUUCUCUCCGUCGCUUUCCGCGGGAGUUGCGCCGUCUUCGUCUUCGCAGGCGUCCGACGAGGCGAAACUCGGACGAGCGCCCGGUGCUUCCUCGUUUGCUGUCGGCACUUCUCGCAGUCUCUCCCAGACCCGCGUGGUCAGGCGAGUGGUUCUGUCUCCUCAGGCGCCGCGGGCGCCUCUCGAGUCGCGAGCCCUCAGCGCCAGCGGAGCAAAGCUGGUGGCAGAUAACCCCGUCGGUCUCCCUGCGUGUGCGUCCGGAGAGCGAAGCGUCGUCAAAGGGCGACCUUUGCGGAGUGGAAAGACUCUUUCAGGGGAGGAAACAGACGACGUAGACCGGGAGCCGGCCGACGUUUCUCGGCCUCGGGUCGGCCAGCGCGAAGACAGCUUUUCAGUGGGCACCGCAAUCCUUUCGUUCUCGAGACCGGCCCGGGAGCCUUCUUUCGAUUCGCGUACUCGCUCUGGAUCUGCAGCUUCUCUCUUCUUUCUGGACAGCGGCGAGCAGGAACGCGCUACCCUGCCACUCUCUGCGCGAUCGCGUCAAAGGUCCGCCCCUCGCGCCUCCCAGGCUGCCGCUGGUUACACGCUUUCGCUGCCUUCUUCCUGUGCUUCAUCGUCUUCGCCGGCGUCGCCUCUGCCGGACAUCCUAGAGGAGCGAGGGGAGCAACUCCAAGAGAGCGGCGAGUCUCCGUCCCCUUCGGCUGCUUCGAGGUCCCCCUCAGUCGGACGUCUUUCCGAUAACGCGAAGAGCGAGGCGACGCCCGUCGGCGAAGGCGCCGCGCAGUCCUCUCGUUCGGCUUCCGCCCGGGGCCGCUCUGGUCGCCCGUCGUCAGCUUCGAAGAAGAGAAACGCCUCGAACAAGAAGGAAGGGAAGGCCUCUUCGCGGUCGAAACGCGACGGUCGCCGGCGUCUUCGAGAGCGCGAAGUCGCCCCACACGAGGCGCGACUUCCGUCGCCUCCCGACACGGUCCUUCCACGGAAAUUCAGGCCUGCGCCGAUCCCACGAAGAGACCAACCCGGAGGAAAAGAAGGCGAACUCGACUCGAGCGCCGUCGUCGCGGAGAGUUUGGACGCUCAAGUACAGCAACUUGUCCUGUCGCCAACGGCGUGCGUUCCCUCACCCCGCCACCAAGAAACGGGUUCUCCGUCACCUUGCUCUUCGUCGCCCUCUGUCGUUCUUUCGCGCUCCGUCCCCACCCCGGAUUCGGGCGGAACUGAGUGUGCAGCAGUGCGUUUGCCCACACCUGCUGGCCGUUCGUCUGCGUCUUCGCUCUCGCUUUCCGCUGAGUCGCCGAGGAAGCGUUUGAAGGAGAGCGACUUUCGCCAAACCGAGGAUUCCGCUCCGCCUCCACCGCGCGCUGCAUCGUCGCUUGCACUUGAAGGACACCCAACUGCGCACGACGUUGGCUCUUCAUCCUCAUCUUCAACAUCUUCGUCUUCACAUUCCUCUGCUUCUCCCCUUUCGACUUCCUCUUCAUCAUUUUCUGCGUCGUAUUCGUCUCAGCCUGAGCACCACUCCGAUCGGAAUCCUGUUCACGUACCUGUCCAGUUCUCCGAUUCAGCGGUCCCGUUUCAUGCUUCGGCAGUAUCGCAAUCUUUGCUCCCGGCCACGCAGUCCUGCUUUGGCGUUAUCGAGGAAUCGUCCGCUCUGGGUUCUCAAGAGCAGCCUUCGCAAGCGUCUCACUCCAGUUGUGCGUCGCGGUCGCAUUCCGCGCCUUCCGAAUCCCCAACGAAGAUGUUUGCCUCAUCCCCGCGCUCAAACUCGCCAGAGUUCAUCGUGCCUCUGACGCGAGCGGAAGCCGAAGAAAUGCACUUAAACAACCCACGGACUGGUCGGCGGCCCUGGCUCUGUGGAAACACCGGAGUCGGCCGCCUCUCGGGCGCCGGCUCGCCUCGGAAAUCGGCUCCCCGAAAGCUUGGAGAGACACGGGCCCCCGCUGGAAAAGGCGGUGUAGCGGACUGGUGUUCGCCCUGUUGUGGACAGGCACAGGGCGGCUCGCCCCUUGCCCACGCCGCCUACCCGCAGUACGUCGUGUCGACCGCUUCCCAGGGCACUGUCGCCUCGCGGUACGGCCCAGGGACAGGCGUCUCUCGGCCAGGAAGCCCCGCGCGCGUCUACUACGCUCGCCCCGAGGCGGCGCGACCUGUUAGGCACGUGAAUCCGGGAGCAGCGCCUCAAGCGCCGCGCGCGGGAAGCGUCGCUCCGAGCCCAGCUGGCGCUGGCCGCUCGCCUGUCUCCCCGACCGUGAGAGGCGUCUCCGCGUCUCCAAGAUGCACGGGACGCCGGUACACCCCAGGGGCGUCCCCUCGCUCGGUUGGAGGGACUCCGCACAUGCACACAACGGCGCGCGUCUGGCGGUCGGUCACGCCUCCGCGGAGUCGGUCUUCGGCGCCAGCUGCGGGGCCGGAAGGCUUCAAGACGACGGUCUAUCCCGCGUACCAGGCAGGGACGUACGUGCCGUCCUGUCAGGGAAUGGCCUAUGCGGUUCACGGCGCGACUCCGGCUGACGCCGCAGGAGCGAACGGCGCCCCGCGGCCGUAUUACGUGGCGAGUGCGCAGCCGAAUGUCACUAGCGUGGCAGCGGCUGCCUUGCAGCCUGGCUGCGGGUCGCCCUCCGUUUCGAAAACGGUGAUUUACCAGAGUGCCCGAUCGCCGUAUCAGGGAAUCCGGUCCGCGUACACCCCAUCUGGCCCGUGGUGCGUCCCUCCUUCUCACCCCAUUGUGUCGACAGUCCCCACGCCGAGCUUCGGACCCGCAGGGGUGUCGCAAGCCCCUGCAGUUGCCUCCGUUCCUUCUGUCGCCACAGGCUGGCCUCGAACCUUCUUUGGGAGUCCCUCCGACUCCGACCUGCCUCCGAGUGUCCAAAUAAGCCCGCCAGCGCCGCCAGUCGCAGGACUCUCUUCCUCAACUGGACAGUCGACCAGUCCACAGGCCGAGGGCGGCCAGAAACAGGAGGCGGCGUUGUCGACACCCGGGACGGCGCCUCUCGAAGCCCCGCGAACGCCUGCAGCCUCGCCCCUGACUCCAGGGCUGUCUGCCCCGUCGCCUGCAGCCUCGACCGCGUCGCCUGCAGCCUCGACCGCGUCGUGUCGCCGCCUCAACAGUCGGCCUCUCGAAGGUGCAGGAGCGUCGGGGCUCUCGGGGACGUUCUGCAGCCUCGCGGUCGCGCCUGUCCUUCCUGCCGCAGCGGCUGUGUCGACGUCGCCCCUUCACCGCAUGGCUUCUGUCCCCGUGAGUGGUCUGAGUACUCUCCCCGUAGAGACCCGCGCGUUGCGAAAGGCAAGUGGCGACAGUGCGAGGCCUUCGAAACAGAGCAGUUGCCUCGGACGCGACGGACAUGUCGAGGCUGCCUCUGAGGUCGGUGCACGCCGACCGCAGCCGGCGAACGGGCUUUCAGAGCCGACGGGAAAGGACGGGAGAAACGCGCCUGAGCCUCUCCGGGGGAAUUCGGGAGGCACGCCCGAGGGCGGGGAGCGUGAAGGCAGUGGAAUCGGCGAAGGAAACGCUUCAGGAGACGCCGACGGCCCCGCCAGAAAAGGCUUCUGGUACAGAAGUGUCUCCACGAACGAGGAUUGCGAUGAGACGCAAUGGGAAUCGAGAAACGCUUUGAGUGACCCCGGCGACCACAUGUUGAACACCCUUGACAAACUGGCAAAGGUCCAAGACAAACUGGAUUUUCUUCAGCAGCAGGUCCAGCAGCAGACGAAAGAGCUUCAGACCUAUUACAACUCGUACAAAACGGCUGAAGAAAUCAAGGACGCCUUGGAGACCUCGAUGGCAGACUGCACCGUCUGUUUCAGCCGGCGGUCUGCGCAGCUGGGUGAAGUGGAAAAACGUCUGAAAGUCCUCACGGCUGAAAGCCUUACUGGAUGCUCGACAGCAGAGUUGGAAGAGCUUGCACAAGAGUUAGAGACAACCCUCUACAAGAUGACCGCUGUCCAGACGCAGAGAGCAGCAGGAGUGGCGGAGUACUGCGCGGAGGAGCCCCCGCGACAGCUUCUUCCAUUCUCUUCAGAUUGCCUUCCGGAGCCGAAGACAACCUUCAUCAUUCCGGAAGAACCGGCCGCGAUGGUUGCCGUGGAUGACUGCGUGACGUUGGGAGAAGAAAUCGACACGGAAAUGGAGGAUAUCUUGAAAGAUUUGAGACAGGCACAGAAGAUGCACGAGGCAUUCAGAAAGGAAUACAAACGCAUACAGAUGAAAGUUGAGCAGGAGGUCAACGUCUUCGACGUCGAUUUGCGCAAGCUAACGAGUGUUGAGAGAACCCUGGAAGAGCGCCUACGCAGGCUUCUCUGUCUCACUGGAGACACGGACUACGCAGACGUGAGCGAGAAUGCUCUCCAGGAGUGCUUCCGGACGGUCAACUACGCGGUGCGUCGGGUGUAUCGACACCUGGCGCUCAAAGAGGCAGGCCAUCCACCGCCGUGUCCUUCGGGUUCGACUGGUCAUGCCGAGUCGAAGAAAAGCUGCACGCAGCAGCACUCACAACCGCGCGACACCAGGACGUCGAGCAGCGGUGCUCCGCAACGCCCGGCGACCCAGGAAGACAGUGAAGAUCCGCAUGCACAGUCAGCGUUUCCUAUUGUUCCGUACUCGCCAAUUGGGCGCACCUCCCCGUCUCUUCAUCGAGGACGCGGUCGCGACACCGGUGAGGCGCCUCAGCAGCGUCGCGGUCCUCUUGCUCUUCGCGACAGCUCCGCUUCUUUGGAACAUCCUCCGGCCCCGACAGGCGAGCAGCCUCGGUUGGGCCAGGCGUCCGCUCCAUGGCGGCAGGGGCUGCAGAACUACAGGCUCGUGGUCACUCCACAUUCGGGCGUCUCGGGUUCCGCUGCGCUUUCUGCGCCGUCGUCGACGCAGCAGGACUACGGUGCGCUGCAUCCACACUCGUUUUCUCGCGGACGCGUUUCCGGGAGGUUGCCGUGGCGGCAGGGGCAGUCCCCAGACAGAGCGCGGCGAACUUCGCGGGACGAUUAUAUCGCCGGUGCAACGACGCCGCUUCGGACGGCGGCCGCGAAGGCCGACGCGGGCCGAGAAGCGUCGUUGAAGGCGAAGCGACUGGCGCGAGGCGAAGAAACGGAUGAAGAAGGAUUUGCGAUCGAAGAUGGCCAAUACACGUCGUCGGUUUCUGGGUCAGAUCGGGAAGGGCGAGAGGACUUCCAGCAGCUGCGUCAGACGGGUGCCUUGUCCAGUGGGCCAUUCGUUCCUUCUCCGCGCGAUGCGGACCGUCAGUUGGUGCCUAGGAAGACUGUCCCCUAUGGGGCGUCUAUCCGCCCGUCCGUGUUUCACACCCAGGAAGAUCUUGCUGUCUUUCGUGAAGAGAGAGAGAACGCGAGACAGCUGCGCUAUUCUCUCGCCCGGUCGCGAGAGGCGCCUAGCACGCGGGGACGACUGGAAAGCACAGAGAGCGUGAUCAGUGCCCGAAGCUACCCCGGAAGCCUCGCCGCGGAUGCGACGCACACUUUGGCGAAGAUGCCUUUCGCCUGCCCUGGAACAGGGAACCUGUUGCGCCUCUCGCCGAGUCUGAAGCCUGGAACUCAGCGGAUCAGCCACGGCUCGCACAUCACCUCGCCUCCGCAGUCCGUGAGCCUCUCACCUCUCAGCACGGAGCCCGCGGAGAGAGGCACCCGCGCGGGGACAGCUGACAGGCAGCAGGAGAGUUUGGAGCCCGAGCUGGAGGGCCAGGCGCGCUUGUAUCAGCUGCAGGAGGUCCGUGAGAGGGCUCGCGCACCGGACGAGAAGGCCCGCGAGGAAGUAGAGAGAAUCCAGAGCACUUGCGAACGCGACAGACGCGACGGCGGACGGGAAGGCGACGGUUCUUCCAGUCGGCGGAGACGUCUCCUGGCAACGGCCUCUGCAGGCGCACUGCCUAGUCCUCCUUCGUCUCUGGGGCGUGGUGUGGUCGCGGGUGAUGAUGUGAGUCGAGCUGCGCAGGCGCAGCUGACGGGCCGUGUCGCCAAGCCUUUAGAGGACACGGUAGAUGGAGAAAGACAGCAGAUUGCUUCGGGGGGACGGCGUCGAACGACGGUGGAAGAAGGAACUGCCUCUCGGGAACUCGUUAGAUCUCGGCAGUUCAGUUCGCCAGCUCUUCCUGAGGGAACGCGCGAAGCGACAGCACCACAUGAGGCCGGAGAAGCGAAGCCAGAUCUCUCAGAGCCCCGGUCUGCUCGGGGGUCGGCAGUGACACUCGAGCGGGGAUUCUCCGUGAAACUCCUCCGGGACGGCAGCAUCGGCUCGGAGGGCAGUGUCUAUCUGCCAGCGAGCCUCGUUGAAGGCGCGUCGCGUCGGGGGACUGUUGAGAGCACGCUCAGUGAAACACUCCCGGAAAAAGAGGACGCCUUGCUGCUGCAUCAAAAGGCCGCAGUGAUGCUGCGACAGGGCGCUGGGCGGCGCGCAACCACAGGUGAGCUCGACCGGCCAACUUCGAUUGUUCCCCAUAACUCGCUCCGGUCCAGCGACGCGGGGGACUCUCCAGGUCUUCAGUUAGCGAGGCCGGGAGACGAUCCCCGGAAUGCGUCGGGCAAACGCCCAAAAAGGCUCUCUGCGGCACUAGAGGCUCUGGGGCAGUCGGAACAACUUCCCGUGCUUCGGCAGUUGGCGGCGAAAUCGUCGUCUGUCAGCGAGGGGAGGCCUACGCUGGCACACACAGGAAACGGUGAAUCGGGAAGAAACUCAACGGAUGGACAGGACCGAGCGAUUUGGUCCCCCGGUAGCACUCUUGCUCGUGUCGAGCGCCGCGUGGUGCCAUCCAAGGCGGUAGGAGCAGGAGUCAGACGACCGGCGAUAGCAACGUCCUCUGUUUCCGCGUUGCCAGCGCCGGAAGCGGGGACGGAUGAACGAGGACUAAACCUUUUGGUGCGUUCUGACGAAUUGGCCGUGGCGACGACGAGGUCAGAGGAAGCAAAUGCAGACACUGCAAUAGCAACAGGAACCGAAGGGGAACGGGCCAAGGAGAGGCGGCGAAACAACCAUGAACUUGCGAUGUUGGGAAAAAACGCUGUAAGCGCCGGCAGUAGACGUGUGACUCAGGAACAGGCAAGAAGCGGGCUUGCCGCUCCAACGCACGUUGAAUACCCGCCGAGUGAAAUGAAUUCGGGCGAUUCAAGUGGCGACGAAAUGUCUGACACAGGUAAUGCAUCAGGAAGGAGUCACCGAGUGAAACACCGUGACAGGGAGGACAGCAGGGCAACUGGAAUGGAUGAGGCAGAGCGUCGGGGACGCAUUGGGAGUCUUCCUGAUGAAAACUCAAAUGAAGUUUUCGUUUCAGCGGCUUCGUGGGUACCCCCCGAGGACGACGGUUCCGAGCGAAGUGAAGAGAUGUGA